Messenger RNA from Hibiscus syriacus, 559 nucleotides. RefSeq lists its product as uncharacterized. NCBI's taxonomy places the organism in Eukaryota, Viridiplantae, Streptophyta, Magnoliopsida, Malvales, Malvaceae. The transcript is spliced from 2 exons. Bases 32 to 436 code for a protein of 134 amino acids. The record is from RefSeq and is a predicted model, not a curated record. Gene Ontology annotation, cellular component: chloroplast thylakoid membrane.
UUUUUCAUUGCUACUUCACCCUAAAUUAACAAUGGCAUCCUUUGCAUCUUUGCAAACUUUGUACGCGACAAAUCUGAAACGGUCGCCAACUCCGGCGAGUCCUUCACCAUCUUCCCGUUACCCCGUGGCAGCGCCCCCGAGAUCAAGUGUUUUGUGGAAGAAGAAAAAGGGAUCUCCAACAGUAAUUGCAGCAGUCGGAGAUGUAUCAGCUGAUGGCACCACCUAUCUCAUCGCCGGCGCAGCCGUUGUUGCUCUCGUCGGAACAGCUUUUCCGAUCUUAUUUUCCCGCAAGGACACAUGUCCUGAAUGUGACGGUGCUGGCUUUGUUCGUAAAGCUGGAGCUCCACUGAGGGCAAAUGCUGCACGAAAGGACCAGGCUCAGAUCGUAUGUGCUCGUUGUAACGGCCUUGGCAAAUUGAACCAAAUUGACAAAUGAAAUCUGCCUUCUCUUCUGUGGAUUUAAUCCAAAUUUCUUCUGUACAAGUGAUAAACACCCCCAUCUUUAUAGUACUGAAAUUUCUGUAUGGUUCGUUGUGAUAAUGGAAGCAUCUUUAAUGGU